AUGCCACUCAUAAUUCUCACGGGGUACCCAACCUCUGGGAAGACCCAUCGCGCCAAACAGCUCCAGGCCUACCUCACAACGCACAUCUCCGCUCUCCCCACCACAUCGCCUUCAUCCAGCCUCCGAGUGCACCUCGUAUCGGACCACACGCUCGCCAUCUCCCGCUCCGUCUACAACCUCUCCACCAAAACGCAACACGAGCGCUCGAACAACGCCUCGGAGAAGGAUGCGCGGGCGACCAUCUACGCAGCCGUGAAGCGGGUGCUGAGCGACAGGGACAUUGUCAUCCUCGAUGGCGCAAACUACAUCAAGGGCUGGCGGUACCAGCUCUACUGCGAGGCCAAGGCCGUGCGGACGAGUCACUGCGUGGUGCACGUAGGCGCGAGUGUGGACAGUGCCAGGGCUGUGAACGAGCAGAGGCUUGCGAAAGCCAAAGCCGGAGCCGAAGCUGGAGCCGGAGCCGGAGCCGAAGUUGCGGAUGACGCAGAGGAGACGGCGCCGUACGAUCAAGAGUGCUGGGAGAACCUGGUGUACCGGUACGAAGAGCCAAACGGGUUCACGCGGUGGGACAGUCCGCUCUUCACAAUACCGUGGGAGGACGAGCAGCCGCCUUGCGAGGCCAUCUGGGAGGCCCUGGUCGGGAGUGGUGAGGGUGGGAAGAAAGUCGUCCGACCGAAUCAAGCCACGGUGCUCAAGGCACCGAGGAGCGAGGACUAUCUCUACGAGUUGGACAAGGCCACGCAGGGGAUUCUAAACAAGGUGCUGGAGUGGGCAAGAGACCAUCCCGGGGAGGGAGGUGGGGAAGUCAACGUGGGAGAGGCGGGCGAGGAUCUCGAUCUGGUUGUGGAGUUGCCGGGUACUCCAGUCGGGCUGCCGGCGUUGCAGAGGUUGAGGAGACAAUUCAUCUCGUUCAACAGGAAGGAUGCGGUACCGAGAGAGAGAAUCCGGGCCAGUUUCGUAGGGUAUUUAAAUGAUACUUUCGCGGAGGAAUGA
Molecule: messenger RNA, 993 nt
Organism: Drepanopeziza brunnea f. sp. 'multigermtubi' MB_m1
Lineage: Eukaryota; Fungi; Ascomycota; Leotiomycetes; Helotiales; Drepanopezizaceae
Biological process (GO): tRNA wobble uridine modification
Source: RefSeq, a predicted model, not a curated record